Molecule: messenger RNA, 5123 nt
Organism: Scleropages formosus (Asian bonytongue)
Lineage: Eukaryota; Metazoa; Chordata; Actinopteri; Osteoglossiformes; Osteoglossidae
Gene: pappab
Product: pregnancy-associated plasma protein A, pappalysin 1b
Exons: 22
Coding region: 1-4881 (1626 amino acids)
Biological process (GO): proteolysis; cell surface receptor signaling pathway
Molecular function (GO): protein binding; metalloendopeptidase activity
Source: RefSeq, a predicted model, not a curated record
AUGAAACUUUGGACUUUUCUUCUCUGGUUUCCCUGCUUUUUGAUUUUUAUCCUGUGUUUGGGGUCUGAGUGCGGGACUGUCCGGAGAAUGGUGAGGUCUAAGAGGGACUUGGUGCGUAUGAGGGAAGCCAGGAGCACCUUCCCAGGGGCUUGUGCCACUCGCCUGCCUCGGGGCAAACGCUCCUUGCCCGGGAUGGAUCGGCACUCGCCCCGCCAGCACCGUCGCUCCUCCCAGGCGGAGCAGAGCUCUUCAGGUCGGGCAAAGGCUGUUUAUUUUACCGGCAGAGGAGAUCAGCUACGACUGAAGCCCGGCGUGGAGGUGCCCAGAGGAAAUUUUACCCUGGAAAUGUGGCUCAAACCAGAAGGAGGGCAACGAUCUCCCGCCGUAAUUGCAGGACUCUAUGAUAAGUGCUUCUAUACUUCAAAUGAUCGAGGCUGGCUGCUGGGAAUCAAGGCUGUGAGUGAACAGGGCAAUCGGGAUCCUCGUUUCUUCUUCUCCCUCAAGACUGAUCGUGCUCACAAAGUCACCUCCAUUACCUCCAAUACGCGUUACCAGCCCAACCAAUGGACCCAUGUGGCAAUCACCUAUAAUGGGCUGCACAUGAAACUGUUUGUGAAUGGUGCCCAAGUUGCUGUGAGUAGGGAGCAGUCUGGUGAGAUCUUCAGUCCUCUUACAAAAAAGUGCAAGGUGCUCAUGAUUGGUGGCAAUGCUCUCAACCACAAUUACCGUGGUGUCGUGGAACAGUUGGACCUGUGGAAGUAUGCACGCUCCCAACAGGAGAUCAGGAAAGAUAUGCGACGUAGAGUCCACGAGCAUCCAGAUGACUUUUCCCUGCAGGUCAUUCAUGAGAACUUCAGUAACAUCUCCCACAAGUGGAUCACUGUGAAAGACGGAAGUUUCCCACAAACAGAGGAUACAGUCAGAGCCUUUGAAGGGGAUUUCGGGGGGUGGCUGGAUACAACUCUGGAGCCACCGCCCUGUGGGCAGACAGUAUGCGACAAUAUAGAGGUGGUGACCAACUACAAUCUGUUUUGGAGUUUCCGGAAGCCCAAGACGGUACGCUACCGUGUGGUGAAUGUGUAUGAUGAGGACCACCGCAGGCCCACUGUCACAGAGCACCAGAUCCAUUUACAGCACCAGCACUUGAACGAUGCCUUCCGCAUGUACAACAUCACGUGGGAGCUCACAGUGCACAAUGUGUACAACUCUUCCCUGAGGAAUCGCCUGGUACUGGCUAACUGUGACAUCAGCAAGGUGGGCGACGAGGAAUGUGAUCUGGAGUGCAACCAUACACUUACAGGCUUUGAUGCCGGCUACUGCAAGAAGCAGAAGACCAGCUGCCCUGAGAAAAAGCAAGGCAAUGGAGAAUGUAACCCAGAGUGCAACUGGGAUAACUACUACUAUGACAGCGGAGACUGCUGCAACCCCAACAUCACUGAUGUCACAAAAACAUGCUUCAACCCUGCAUCACCUCUCAGGGCGUACUUGGAUGUAAAAGAACUGAAGGACAUACUGAAUCUAGAUGGUUCCACGCAUCUGAACAUCUUUUUUGCCAACUCCUCGGAUGAAGACCUGGCUGGUGUUGCCACUUGGCCGUGGGAUAAAGAAGCUUUAACACAUUUAGGCGGAAUUGUGCUAAACCCGUCCUUCUAUGGCACAUUUGGCCACACCCACACCAUGAUCCAUGAGAUUGGUCACAGCCUGGGCCUCUACCAUGUCUUCAGAGGGAUCUCCGAGGUGGAAUCCUGCAAUGACGCAUGCUGGGAGACUGAUCCUUCCUUUGAGACGGGAGACCUGUGUGCUGACACUAACCCCACUCCCAAGUACAAGCACUGCAGGGACCCUGAGCCGGGCAACGAUACCUGCGGCCGACGCCGUUUCACCCACACACCCUUCAACAACUACAUGAGUUAUGCAGAUGACGACUGCACUGACUCCUUCACACUCAAUCAAGUGGCUAGGAUGCACUGCUAUCUGGACCUGAUUUACCAGUCCUGGCAACCAGACAGCAAGCCACCUCCAGUGCCUAUAGCUCCUCAAGUGGUGGAACAGGAGCCAGACACACUCACACUUGAAUGGUUCCCACCAAUUACAGGACACUUCUAUGACAGAGAAGUGGGAUCAGUAUGUGAUAAAUGCACAGAGGGUGGUGUCCUCAUCCAGUAUGCGUCCAACUCCUCAUCACCUCGGCCUUGCGCUCCUUCUGGGCACUGGAGUCCCCGGGAAGCUGAAGGCCCACCAGAUGUGGAGCAACCUUGCGAGCCCAGUGUUCGCACCUGGAGCCCCAAUUCAGGCAUGGACUCCAGCAGUGUGGGCUCCCCACCUUGCCCACUGCAGGGCUGCAUGCUACAGCUGGAGUUUCCUCAUCCACUGGUGCCUGACUCACUUACUGUCUGGGUGACUUUCUUCUCGCCCGAGGAGACCCACCUACCUGCUAUCCACAACAUUCUGCUGCUGACUGUCAGUGGUGACAACGUGUCUUUGGGACCACAUGAUGUCUUCUGUGACACGCCGCUCACUGUCAAGCUCUCCGUGCAGGAGGAGGUGUAUGGAGUGCAGUUCUUCACGACGGAGCCCCACCUGGAGAUUGAUGCCACUCUGCUGACCUCCAAACCUGACUGCCCACUGUGCCGCAGCUGCCAGCCACUGCGCUACCGGCUGCUGCGUCAACCACCCUUCACCCAUGCCCCCCAGGGCCUCCUGCUGUCUGAUCCCAGCCGCCGAUAUGUUGACAGGGAUGUGGAGCCUGGCUCAUUUUACACGUACCAAGUACGUACUGUGUCCAUGAGUGCAGAAAGUGAACCAUCACCCGCUCUCACACACCAGCUGGGUGCGCCUUACUGUGGAGAUGGCCACAUCCAGAAGUCCCAGGGUGAGCAAUGUGACGAUAUGAACUCUGCAAAUGGGGAUGGCUGUUCCAGUCGGUGUAAGAAAGAGCCUUUCUUCAACUGUGUAGAUGAACCCAGCAUAUGCUACUUUUAUGACGGGGAUGGCAUCUGUGAAGAUUUUGAGAGGGAAACUAGUGUGCGGGACUGUGGCCUCUACACUCCCAGUGGGUUCCUGGACCAAUGGGCUACCAAGAUUGAGGUGUCUCAUGAGGAGAAGGUGCUCUGCCCUGCAGAUGUUGCUGUGGGGUACCCAGCGGUCACCAAGAUGUGCCAGUCCAAGGCGUUUGACCUGUCUUAUGGAGUUUCCCAGUACGCAUGGUUCCCUUGUCAAGAGGCUCAGCAACACUCCUGGAACCCUCAAUACUGGCUGAAGGCAUACUACUCUCACCCCAUGGUAGCUGCAGCUGUCAUCAUUCAUCUGGCUGCAGAUGGGACUGGUUACAUUGACCAGACUCAGUGUAAUAUCACAGUUCAGCUGAUCGACACAAUGGAACAGAUACAUAGCUUAGGUGAAUGGCGCCUGAGCUGCAGGAACAAUCCAUUAGUAAUCCCUGUGAACCAUGACCUUAGCAUGGCUUUUUACCGCACAAAAGCCAUAUUGGUUAAGUUCCGUUCUCACUUGGUGGCCAUCUCUGGAGUGGGCCUUCGUUCCUUCCAAUAUUUUGACCCCAUCACCAUCAAUGGCUGCCAGAGUAAUGAGAUAUACAACCCUAUGGGACAGAGUUGUGUACACUACUCCUGUGAGGCCAUCUACUGCCAAGAGCCACUUAUCCGAAAUGCUGAGAUGGUGUGCAGCAGCCCCAGGUACCUCAAUGGGGCUCGCUGCACCGUCACUUGUAACCGUGGAUACGUCCUGCAGAUACAUCGAGACGAUGACAUCAUCAAGACCCAGUCGGACUCCAUAGUUACUAUUACCUGUGCAGACGGAAAGUGGAACAAGCAGGUCACGUGUGAGCCUGUGGAUUGUGGCCGGCCAGACAAGUACCAUGUGCAUCCCGCCAUCUUCCACUUUCCUGAGGGGACAACGUAUGGCAAAAGAUGCACCUUCCAGUGUAAAGAGCCUGCACAGCUUGUAGGCUCUAACAACACCCUGAUGUGUAUGGAGGAUGGCAUGUGGUCCUUCCCGGAGGCACUGUGUGAGCUCCGCUGUCCCACACCUCCCCCGGUGCCCAAUGCUGUCCUGCAAACCAAGCGCUGCAAUUCUACUGGCCUCAAAGUGGGCUCCUUCUGCAAGUAUAAGUGCAAGCCAGGCUACCACGUCCCCAAUACCAACAACCCAAAAAGGCGUGCAUUCAAGAGACAGUGCACAGAGGAUGGCAGCUGGCAGGAAGGGGCCUGUGAACCAGUGACUUGCCCCCCACCGCCACCUGUCUUCCACGACACCUACCACUGCACCAAUGGCUUCAAGUUCAACAGUGACUGCUGGAUCAACUGUGACGGGGACAACCACACGGGUCCCACGACCAAUAUUAUCAGAUGCAGGAAGGAUGGAAACUGGACUGGGUCAUUCAAGGUUUGCCCUCAAAUAAAAGGACAGUGUGCACUCCCUCAGAACCUCAGUCCAACCAUUCGGGUCAGCUGUAAGAGAGGACAUGGUAUAGGUGAAGAGUGUGAGCUAACAUGCAAAGACAGGAACAAUAAUGUGGUCAUUUUGCCCAGCAACACAAGUGUGGAAACAGUUAUGAAGGAUUACUGGUUGAACCCACCCAAAGUUAAGAGUAUUGUGUGUACAAUGGGGCUGAAGUGGUACCCACACCCAGAAACUCUGCACUGCAUUAAAGGUUGUGAGCCCUUCAUGGGGGACAAUUACUGCGAUGCCAUCAACAACCGUGCAUUCUGUAACUAUGAUGGAGGAGACUGUUGCCACUCGACCGUUAAGACUAAAAAGGUGAUUCCGUUUCCCAUGUCCUGCGACGUCCGAGAAGACUGUGCCUGCCGAGACCCCAAUGCCCAGGAACACAGCAAGGGGGGCCGCCUGCGUUCUCUGGGUUGAGUCCAGGGGCUUCCAUGAUGCCUCUCUCUCGUCGGGGGUCCAUCUGGGAGAGACACACAUUCCUUGCUACAUGCUGCUUACAGGAGUACCUCUCCACUCAUAUCGCACCCCUAUACAUUUGCCAACCUGCCUUCUCAUCAGGAAGCAACAGAAAGGACUAAAGUGGGUAUGAAAACAAUUAAUGACAAAAUCACAAUUUUCAGUGAAAUUAGAGAACAAAGUAAUAAAUUAAAUACAGCAAC